AUGGCUUCACUCUCCACCACCACCACCACCGCUCUCGCCCCUCCUCUCCGUCCACCCACAACCUCCCGUAUCCGCUCACAAUCCAUUUCCCUCCCCAAUCCCCACCCAAACCCCAACUCUCCCUCACCUUCUUCAAUCACCGGAGUAGAUAAACUCCGGCACACAACAAUGUCGGUGACGGAUGAACGAACAAAGAGAAUAGCGAAGGAAGUGGAGAAGAUGAAAUCGAAGGAAGCGAAGGAGAGAAAGGAGAUGACGAGUAGGAAGGUAGCGUCGCAGAAAGCGGUGUCGGUUAUACUUCGUAGAGAGGCUACGAAGGCUGUUAUUGAUAAGAGGAGGAGGAAAGGGCCUGUUAAUUCUAAGAAGCUUUUGCCGAGAACUGUGCUUGAAGCGUUGCAUGAAAGGAUUACGGCGUUGCGUUGGGAGUCUGCUCUUAAGGUUUUUGAGCUACUGCGUGAACAGCUUUGGUACAGACCUUACGCAGGUGUAUACAUCAAGUUAAUAGUCAUGCUUGGAAAAUCUGCCUACGGUAGGAGUGGUCUCUUGGAUAAAGCUUUUUCUCUUCUUGAGGAAAUGAAGAAUACACCUGGUUGUCAGCCAGAUGUCCAGACUUAUUCAAUCCUCAUAAAAUCGUGCUUGCAGAUUUCUGCCUUUGACAAAGUUCAAAGUCUUUUAUCUGACAUGGCCGCUCUUGGUGUCAAACCAAACACAGUCACCUACAACACCCUUAUUGAUGCUUAUGGGAAGGCAAAAAGGUUUUCAGAAAUGGAAUCCACACUUUUGGAAAUGCUUGCUGAACAAGAUUGUCAACCUGAUGUAUGGACCAUGAAUUCAACACUCCGGGCCUUUGGCAACCUAGGGCAGAUAGAAACAAUGGAGAGGUGUUAUGAGAAGUUUCAGGCAUCUGGAAUCCAACCAAAUGUUCAAACCUUCAACAUUCUCUUGGAUUCCUACGGCAAAGCCCAUGAUUACACGAAAGUGAGUGCUGUAAUGGAAUACAUGCAGAAAUAUCAUUAUUCUUGGACUAUUGUGACCUACAAUAUUGUGAUUGAUGCUUUUGGGAAGGCUGGGGAUCUCAAACAGAUGGAGUAUUUGUUUAGACUAAUGCGGUCAGAGAGAAUAAAACCUAGUUGUGUCACACUGUGUUCACUUGUGAGGGCUUACGCACAUGCAGGUAAGCCUGAAAAAGUUGGCGGUGUCCUGCGUUUUGUUGAUAACUCAGAUGUAACACUAGACACUGUAUUCUUCAAUUGCUUGGUGGAUGCUUAUAUGAGAUUAGAUAGUUUGGAUGAGAUGAAGGGAGUGCUUGAGAUCAUGGAACAUAAAGGUUGUAAGCCCGAUUUCGUAACUUAUAGAACAAUGAUUAAAGCUUAUUCAUCUAAGGGUAUGCAUAGUCAUGUUAAGGUGCUUAAAGAGCUCCUUGCAACAGUGAAGAAGCCUCCUUUAGAAAGAAACAAAUCUGACUUUUGA
Vicia faba (fava bean) is the source of this 1470-nucleotide messenger RNA. The record is from the annotation of a GenBank genome assembly. Lineage: Eukaryota; Viridiplantae; Streptophyta; Magnoliopsida; Fabales; Fabaceae.